Messenger RNA from Boleophthalmus pectinirostris (great blue-spotted mudskipper), 4745 nucleotides. It is a transcript of the gene crybg1a, whose product is annotated as crystallin beta-gamma domain containing 1a. NCBI's taxonomy places the organism in Eukaryota, Metazoa, Chordata, Actinopteri, Gobiiformes, Gobiidae. The record is from RefSeq and is a predicted model, not a curated record. The coding region runs from base 761 to 4414 and encodes 1217 amino acids. The transcript has 19 exons.
AACUGAAGCCAAAACUGAUAAAAUAAAUGAGGUAUCUCCUAUAAAACAAAGUGAGAGUAUCAAACUGGAGUCUCAGACCGCUCCUGUUGUCAGUGAUGGUCAGGAAUCCAAAGAACCAGUGUCCCAACUUUGUGACAAUGAGAACCAAAACCACAGCUUGAAAUUAGUGACUGAAGAUCUUACACCUUUAGCAGACAAAGUGAGCACAACAAUAAGUAAGGAAGGUGUAAGUGAAAUAACAAAACAACCAAGAGACUCUGAAGGUAGCAAGCAAAAACAAGAGUCUAGUCCAGCAGAGAAGGAAAUAACUGAAAACAAGACUGACAAAUUAAAUGAGAUAUCAACAUCAUCCAUCACCACGUCAUCAGAUAUAACACAAAAUGAAAUUAUUCCACUGGAGUCUCAGAGCGCACCUGAUAUCAGUGGUGGUCAGGAAGUCAAAGAACCAGCGUCCGAGCCUUCUGACAAUGAGAAUCAAAACCAUAACUUGAAAUCAGUGACUGAAAAUCUUACACCUACAGCAGACAAACUGAGCACAACAAUAAAUAAAGAUACAAGUGAAUCAGCAAAACAACCAGUGGAUUCUGUACAGUCUGAUAGUGAAAUUUGCAAGCAGGAUCAAAAGUCUAGUAAGACACUGAAAAUUGAAGACAGCAAUUCAGUGGCAACUGUUGAUAAAGCAGUUUCACAAGUUUUAAGUAUUAAAGAUGACAGCCAACUAUCUAAUCUGCAGGAUGAAACUAAAUUAAUAGAAUCCAAAAUGGACAUUAGUUCUCAGAGUGAAAAACAGAAAAUAGAAGAAAAAAUAACUGUACCUCUACAGGAAAUUAAAGAACUAGAGACUCCAGAAAAACUUAAAGAAAAUGAAAGUAAAAUUGAAAAACACACAUCAGAUAGAGCUCCUGAUGGCACUGAAGCACCAGGACUAAAAACAGAGCCAGAAGUGAGAAUUGAAUCAAUUUCCCCGACUGAAAAAAUUAAUGACAUUUCUCCCAAGAAACAAAGUGCACUUGUUAUCAGUGAUGGUCAGUCACUCAAAGAAUCUGUGUCUUCACUUUUUGACAAUGAUAACAAAGAAGAGGACGAUGUUAUAGUUGAAAAGAUUAUCAUAAAGAUGCAUAAAAAUGACAAGAACACCAGAGAAAUCAUCAAAACAACUGAAAUUGUGAAACCAGAGAUAUUAGGAGACAAAUCUAUGAACUGUUGGACAGAAUCAUUAAAAGGUGAUGACACUGGGAAAGCAUCGUUGAUGAAGGAUUCCCCGUCCUGCUGGUUAGAUGUUGAAAGUGGUCAAAAACAGUGGCGAAAGAAAGAGCACAAGCGCAGACUGGAUGCUUCAGCCAGUGAGGACGAGUUACUGGACUCAGACGAUGUGGAAGAUUUUAUUAAAAGCAUAAAAGAAGGUGGCAUCCCUUUCUCACUCCCCCCGAAAAAACAUAUGGGCAAGAAGAACCUGUCUCCUCCCUUUGCAUUGCCAGCAAUCAAGGAGGAUAACUUUGAGAAAACAUUUGAUCCAGAACAAUUCCACUUUGGAUUAGGAAAAAAUGAUUUCUUCAAGGAUUUGUCUCCAGCUAUGGCAAUCAAACGCGCUGCAGCAAAAGAGGAAAAAACUCAGGAAAAUGGAUCACAGAAUAAAAUAGCAGAAAAAGACAAGGCACCUAUUGAGGUGAAUGGCAAAGGUACAGCUGAAGAGGGGAUUUUGAAUGAAGGUGGACUUGAAGAGGGAGUAAAUAAUGGGACUGGGAAGCGCCACUCUCGCCUGGGCCGGAUAUCCAUUCUCUCCAGUCUUCUGUCAUCCAGGUCCAACAGGAACCAAAAAGAGGAACUAUCCCCUACCCUGAGCGUAUCUCAAUCCACAGUUCAACAACAGGAUGUGCCCAUAGGAGAGAAACAGGUCUCCUCUCCUCUGUCUGACAUCAGAGCUGAUAAGGAGGGCGUGAGGACUCCAGAUCAGACCUCACCUUUCUCCCCUUUAAGCGAGAGCACUGGCAACAGUGAGUCACCAUUUAGUCCCUCCUCUGCUCCACAAUUCCCCGUAUUCAGCGAAAUCAAACUUCCUGACCAUUUAGAAAAGUAUCUCAGGAAGACAAAGGGAGAGACAGAGAACCUUAAGAGUUUGGAGCAACCUAAUAAACCAAAAAUGGAUCUUGGCACAAAUACAACUGAUAAAACUGAGGUAGACACAGCCCUGACGAGCCCAACAACUCCAACGCCAACUCCAAAGUUCACCCGGCAGUCUUCUCUAACCAGAACCACUCCGAAGGCCAGAGCUAAGAGAAAGGUUCCAGUUAUUAGAGGGGUUCACAGAAGACCAGGGAAGCUUGUCAUACACGAACAAGCUGAGUUUGCAGGUGAAGCCUUUGAAUUGUACCGCAACGUUGAAGAUGCUACUUCACUGAAGCUAUCACCUGUCAUAUCUGUCAGAGUCAUCAGAGGAUGCUGGCUGCUGUAUGAGAAGCCUGGGUUCCAGGGUCGGACCAUUGCCCUGGAUGAAGGCACCACAGAGCAGAUUGUGAACGUGUGGGCAGAAGAACCUUCAGUUUCAUCGGAAAACUUAGAUCAGCCCGUGCCCACAGUGCCCAUGGUCAUAGGGUCUAUUAAACUGGCAGUUAUGGAUUACACUGUGCCCAGAAUCGACUUGUUCUCAGAGGUGAAUGGUAUGGGAAUAAUGAUGUCCUACGAUGAUGAGGCUGUAGAGAUCGGCUCAUAUGGAAUACCACAAAGCACUGGCUCCAUAAAGGUCCAUUCUGGAGUGUGGCUGGUCUACAGUGAUCCAGGGUAUGGAGGUUUUGUUGGGGUCUUGGAGGCUGGAGAGUACCCUUGUCCUGAGAGCUGGGGGUUUCCACAGCCUUUCAUUGGAUCUCUGCGCCCUCUGAGAAUGGGAGGCAUAAGGGUGGAUCAUCCCAAUGAAGUUAAGGCUCUUGUGUUUGAGAAACCCAACUUUGAAGGAGAGUACAUAGAGGUAGACCAUGAGGUGAUCAGUUUCAAUGAGAUACAAACAGAAGAACACACAGACAACAAGAAAGUACUGUCUUCGGUGGGCUCUCUUAAGAUCAUCGGUGGACUCUGGGUGGGCUAUCAGGAGGCAGAUUUCGAGGGUCAGCAGUACAUUUUGGAGGAGGGGGAGUACGCUCACUGCAAGGACUGGGGAGGGGCUGAGGAUGGGCUCCUGUCACUUCGACCUGUUUACACUGAUUUCACCUCACCCCAUAUAAAAUUGUUUGGCGACAAGAUGUUCAAAGAGUUGAGCCUCAACAUGGACCUGAUGGGCCCCAUCUUUGACUUUGAACCAGUCGGACACAGCACAAAAACUCAGUCUAUCAAUGUCCAAAGUGGAGUUUGGGUGGCUUUUGAGAACCCAGGGUUUUGUGGAGAGCUUUAUGUUCUUGAGAAAGGUCUUUACGCAACUCCAGAAGACUGGGGAGCACCAAACUUCAAAAUAUCGUCCAUACAACCUGUGUUCUAUGAUUCAAUGAACAACCGAUCAAAGUUUAAGGUUCAGUUGUUUUCUGAGCCAGACUUUCAGGGACAGCUUGUGCUUCUUGAUAAUAGUGUGGACACUCUGGAUGACUUUGUGCCCAGGUCCUGUAAAGUGCUGUCUGGCAGCUGGGUGAUGUAUGAAGGGGCACAGUUCAAAGAAAGAAUGCAUGUGUUAGAGGAGGGACUGUACCCCAACACAGAGGCUAUGGGAUUGCAAUCUGAAGACACUAUAAUCCGCUCUUUACAGACAAUUGGACAUGAGUUUUCUCUGCCAUCCAUAAUGUUAUUCAGUAAGGCAGGCUGUAGAGGCCGCAGGAUAGUGUUGACGAAUGGGAUUGUGAAUUUGAACAAGACAGGACACGAUGGAUGUGUGCGCUCCCUGGUGGUGGAGGGUGGAAUGUGGGUCAUCUAUGAAAGCAGCAACUACCGCGGUCGACAGUUACUUCUGAUGCCUGGUCAAGUGGACGACUGGUGUCAGUUGAGUGGAUGGGAACAGAUAGGAUCUUUGAGACCAUUAAUUCAAAAAGAGCAGUAUUUCCGUCUGCGCAGUAGAGAGAAUGGACACGUGCUCUCUUUGACUGGAACUCUGGAUGACAUAAAACUGAUGAGGGUUCAAGCUAUACAGGAGACCGGAAGCAUGGAGCAGGUGUGGCUCUAUCAGGACGGGCAAGUCUCCUGCAAGCUGCUAGAAGACUGUUUCCUGGAGACCACGGGCGGCAUGCUGAUGGCAGGAAGCCGCCUGUGUGUCUCUCCCAACAAAGGAAAAGAAAACCAACUAUGGAACUUCACCCCCGACGGGUUAGUGCGCUGCCAUCUGCAACGUGAUCUGGUCCUGGAGGUCAAAGGUGGACACCAGUUUGACAAGAACCAGGUCAUUCUCAAUCAAUUUGAUAAAAGAAAGUUGAACCAGCGAUGGAUUUUAGAGAUCAUCUAAGUUUCACUGCAUAAGCAUGUCAAAGAGCACCCCAAAGACCUGUUUAUGUCAUUUGAAACAAUAUACCUUGAUGGUUCACAGUGUAAUGAGACUCUGCCCUGUAUCAUUGCUGCAUUUAGCUCCCCCUUGUGGUACUUGUGGUACAUGUCAGGUCUUCCAAACAUGAAGUCCUGCCUUUAUUCAAAAUGUAAAUGUGGUUUACAUGUUGCCUUUUGUAAAAUGUUGUUAUUUCUAUAGGUUUUUACACUUUGAUACAUACUUUAUAACACAAGAUUGUAUAUAGAAUAUAAUGGAAAGCAAGCAUUUUGUAAUUAAAUUUUUUUUAAAAUGG